Molecule: messenger RNA, 1614 nt
Organism: Penicillium cosmopolitanum
Lineage: Eukaryota; Fungi; Ascomycota; Eurotiomycetes; Eurotiales; Aspergillaceae
Exons: 1
Coding region: 1-1614 (537 amino acids)
Molecular function (GO): FAD binding
Source: RefSeq, a predicted model, not a curated record
AUGUCCAUAUCUCAACAGCCUGUCAUCGUGGUGGGCGCCAGUCUCGUUGGGCUUUCCGCAGCUCUAUGCCUGGCCUCCCAAAAAGUACCAACCAUCGUCCUCGAGAAACAUGGAGGAAUUUCCCAGCACCCGCGAGCUAUUGGAUUUACAACCCGGACCAUGGAAAUUUAUCGUUCUCUUGGAAUCGAGAACAAGGACCCCGCACCCGAAAACUUCGUUCUUCAGCGCGCCCACGUCGAAAGAGUGACUGGCGAAUGGGUCAAUAACUCGUCCUGGUCUGACACCAAGAGAACCUCUGAGACCAACAAACAUGAACAAAAACCUUCGAAGCCCGAUGGUCCCAAAAAGGAGUAUUCGGUGGAACGUGGCUCAGCCAUCCCACAGGAUAAAUUAGAGCCCAUUCUCGAAGCACUUGCACUCGAGCGAGGCGCUGAUAUUCGCCGGCAACAGAAGGUCAUAUCGUUCGAUCAAAAUACCGAAGGAGUCACCGUCACCGUUCAAGACACUCAAAGAGAUCAGCAUCAAAUCAAAGGCUCCUACGUAAUCGCCGCGGACGGCAACCGGAGCACAAUUCGUGAAUUACUCCAAAUCCCACGCCACGGCAGAGGAUUCAUGCAAAACCUGCACAGCGUCCUAUUCCGCGCCCCGAUAGAAGCAUGGACGAAAGGAAUCGUACAAUUCGACAUUGAACAAACCGACCUCAAAGCCUUUCUCGCUUCCUACAGUGAUGGACGAUGGGCACUAAUGUUCAAAGACGACAUCGAGCGCGACGAGAAUGCCCUUCGAGAGGCAAUUUACCAAGCUAUCGGACGAUCCGACUUCCCCAUUGAAAUAAUCACCACCGGUAGUUGGGAAUUGACUGCCCUUGUUGCAGACACGUUUCGAUCCGGAAGAAUCUUUCUCGCCGGCGACGCGGCGCACACCCUACCGCCAAAUCGGGGUGGAUAUGGCGCGAACACCGGUAUCCACGACGUGCAUAAUCUUGCAUGGAAACUCUCGGCUGUUCUAUCUGGAACAUCGUCAGAGGAUAUCUUGGACACGUAUGAUGCCGAGAGACGUCCUGUUGCGUUGCUGCGGCAUGAUCAGAUCUUCGUGCGUGCGGAUUAUAAAGUGCAUCUUGAUGCGGCUACGACUGCUGGCGAGAAGAUCGACGAUGAUGCUAUGGAGUUUGGUCAGAUUUACCUUUCUAAGGGUUUUGUUGGGACGGAUGAGGGUGUGCCGAGGGCGAUGAAACCUGAUGAGUGGAAUGGUCAGCCUGGUACCCUUUCUCCUCAUAUUUGGGUCUUCAAGGGUGGGGAGCGAGUUCCGCUCUUGGAUUUACUUGACCAUAACAGGUGGACAGUUGUUUCCGAGAGUUCUGUUUGGCGUGAUGCUGCUACGAGCGUGGCCAAGGACUCGCCUAUCCCCCUUCAAUCUCUCCAAUUUGGUCACGAUGUACAGCUUGCCCGGCAGCAAGAUUUCCAGAAGGCUUUUGGUGUCUCUUCAAGCGGAGCCGUUUUAAUUCGGCCCGACGGUUAUAUUGCUUGGAGGGUACAAGAGCUACCCUCUGAUGCUACUCAGAUUCUUGACGGAGUUUUGUCUACUGUUUCGUUCCGAGCGAACGGCUCUGGCUAG